Molecule: messenger RNA, 1184 nt
Organism: Chaetomium strumarium
Lineage: Eukaryota; Fungi; Ascomycota; Sordariomycetes; Sordariales; Chaetomiaceae
Exons: 1
Coding region: 79-924 (281 amino acids)
Biological process (GO): ribosome disassembly; mitochondrial translational initiation
Cellular component (GO): mitochondrion
Molecular function (GO): translation initiation factor activity; ribosome binding
Source: RefSeq, a predicted model, not a curated record
GCCAAGUUCCAUCCUGCAGUGGUUCGAGAUUUGUGCCGGUGCUCUUACCAGUCACCCUCCGGUUUUUUUUAGCCUACCAUGCGGACUUCGCAAUGUCUUUUCAACUCGGCCAACGCCCUCCGUAAUGUCUUCAUUGGUAAUGCGAUAGCAUUAGAUGCUCAGGCACCAGGGGAGCUGCAGCGUCUACUGCUGCCCAGCGUGCGCCCUUUCUUCCAACCCUCGUGCUACUCGCCAUCGCCGCGGCGCUCUUUUUCCACUCACCAUGUGGCUCAGCUCCGCUGGAGCCGUCCAGCUCCGGGUUCGGGAGAUGCCAAACCCGCAACCGACCGCUCCAUGCGCGAUUACGACAUUCUUUACCCAUGGAUCCAACUGCGUCAGGAGGACGGCUCACUCACACAACCGAAACGAACAACAAAUGUCCUCAAAAAACUCAACAUGGAGAGCCAGACGCUCAUCCUUCUAGCCGCUCCGAGGACAGACGAUUCGUCCAAAGGCCCGCAGUAUCCCAUCUGCCGCAUCGCCGAUCGCAAGGUCGAGCAGGAGAAGGAGGACGCCAACAAGAAGAAGGGCCCCAAACUAGUGUCCAAGGAGUUGGAGUUGAACUGGGCUAUCGCGCCCCACGAUCUGCAGAUCAGGAUGGCGCAGCUCAAGAAGUUCCUCUCGAAGGGGUACCAGGUCCAGGUUAGGAUGCUGACCCCAAAGAAGAGGAACAAGAGGAAAGCUACGUUGGAUGAGGCGAAGGAGGUGUUCAGGAUCGUAAAGGAAACGGUGGCCGAGGUACCCAGGGCGAAGGAAACCAAGGGAAUGGAGGGAACGGUAGGAGACGUCGUCAUUUUGCAUCUACAUGCGCCCGCUGGGGGCGCAGAAGCCGAAGAGGCGUCGACGGUGACAGAAGCCGAGAAACCCGCUGCGACCGAGGUGUAGGGCUUCGAUGAUGCGAUGUUCGUGUAUUGUACAAUAUGUCCGUCCUUCCUCCCGUCACUCUUGAUGGUAGAUUCCGUGCGCUCUCAUUAAGCCAAGGGAAGGCGUCUUAUACCAUGAGUAUUGUGAGAUAGAGUCGUGUGCCUUAAAUUAUUCGAGGUGGGUAGUAUUGUACAUACGUCACGGUCGUGAAAGAAAAGCGUGCUCGAACCGGUUCUGGCUUUGUUGUGAGUGGUUUGAAGCUCUCAAGUCUCCAGGACUUU